Trichogramma pretiosum is the source of this 1932-nucleotide messenger RNA. RefSeq names its product putative ankyrin repeat protein RF_0381. The transcript has a single exon. Bases 1 to 1932 code for a protein of 643 amino acids. The record is from RefSeq and is a predicted model, not a curated record. NCBI's taxonomy places the organism in Eukaryota, Metazoa, Arthropoda, Insecta, Hymenoptera, Trichogrammatidae. Gene Ontology annotation, molecular function: protein binding.
AUGGAAUCAUCGAUCGAAGAAGUAGUAGAUUUAUUCAAUAAGUUGCAAUGGAAAUCUCCGAGUAAAGUGGCAGAAUUUAUUGAUCGUUUUUACCUUUUGGCAAAGUCCAAUUUAAAAUCUGUUCCAAACUUGAAAAGUACAUUCCAAAAAAAAUCGAUCGAUAAAAUUCUUUUUCAUUUGGUCAAACAGAUCAUCACGAGUAAUACAAAUUAUGAUAUUACUGUAAUUAUAAACUUUUUUGUGGACUGUGUUUAUGAAGAUGAGCCUGAAUUUAACGAAAAUGGUGAUGCUAUAUUAUUGAAGACAACACCAAUUCAUCUCGCAGCUGAGCAUAACAAACGCGAAGUAGCCCGAGAGCUAUUUAGAAUUUAUCGAAGAUUCGACAAUUACAUCAACAAGUCCGGUCUCACACAUUUUAUUAUCGCAUGCAAAUUUGGCUUGGAGGAUGAAGUGUUCAAAUUCAUUGCACUUGGGCAAGAUGUCAACUCCAUUUAUCCAGAAACAGGUGAUUCACUAUUAGCUCUGAGUUUAAAAACAAAACAUAUGAACGUUUUUGAGAUACUAUUGAUUAACGGCGCGGAUCCGCAUAGGACCGAUAAUGCCGGUUUCAAUAUAUUGCACUAUGUUUGUGAAAAUGAAAAGUAUGAUAUCUUGUUAACAUUUUUCGACAUUAUGGAAAGGCAAAAAAGAGAAAUACAUAUAAAUGCAAGAACUAAAGAUGGGAGAACAGCUUUGAUGCUUUCUGUUAUUCGACAAGACAAAGAAAUGGUAAAUUUUUUACUGAAAAAAAAAAGUUUAAUUCACAUUAAAAACAAUGAAGGAGAAACCAUUUUACACAUUAUAAGCAAAACAUCAGAAGACAAUGAUGAAAUUCUAAAGUGUAUUAUGAAUGUUAUGGAGAUGCCUGUAAAUUUUAUAAAUGAGCCAGACAGGCACAGCAAUACUGCAUUGCAUUUGGCAUGCAUGCUCGAUUGUUUAAUAAUAACGAAACUGUUGCUGUCUCUCGGAGCUGAUCCGAGCUUACGAAAUAAUGAAGAGCAUACAAUUGUACAUAUUAUCUCGCUGCAUUCCCCCGACGAUACAGAAUUGUUACAAUUAGUACUAAGUGAAAACCAGUACAAAAAAUCAUUAAAAAUCGAUACACGAGACAAAGUAGGAAAUCGACCGAUUCAUUUGGCUUUGAAAACCGAACAAAGAGGAAUAGCAAUGAUUCUUGUCGCUAAAGGAGCUGAUGUAAAUUCUGUCAACAAGGAUGGCUCAAGUCCGUUACACAUGAUUUGUCAAGCAAAAAAUUACAAUGACGAGGAAGACGAAGAAACUCUUGUCGAUUUCUUCUUUCAACUUUGCUCUCGUUACCAAAAACAAAUUGAUGUGAAUGCAAUCGACGAAAGCGGGCGAACGAGUCUACAUUGGGCUAUAGAGAAUCUAAUGCCAAGGACAGUAGAAACGCUUCGGCGCCAUGACGCUAAAUUAAAGGUAUUCCAAUUUUCCACUGCACUAACACACAGAUUUCAAACAGAUGAACAUGAAACUUUGAAGCUGCAAGCAAUUCAAGUCGUGUGUGGAAGUAUUGGCGUUCUAGAAAGUUUAAAAAAAUUCAAUUACAAAGUUAGUUUAAGAGACUACUACACAGUCAUGAAAUUAUUUCAAAAGUUGCACGUUUUCAAUAUGCGCCAAAUGAAUCUUUACCAAGCGAUAAAGAAAAAAGAAGAAAUUAGAAACAUUGCCAAAAAAUACAUGAUACGACCCAGCGUAUCCCUAUAUAGCAUUAUGCAGCAAUCGGAUCCGGAAAACAUAGAGUUAGACUACAAAGAUUAUUUAUAUCUUGCCAAUAAUUUAAAAUUCCCAGAUGAUUUUCGACAAGCCGCCGUGGUCAGCAUGGUUAAAAAAUGGGUACAAUUGUAUCCAAUUUUAGUAAGAACCUGUAAAUAA